AUGAAGAUUGAAAAAGUCGAUGAUAUUUUUCAACUUGAUUCCUAUCAAUUAAUUGUUUUGGCUUUCAAUGAGUUUUUGAUUUUCACGAUGCUUUCGAAUGUGGUAAGUUUAUUCGGAAAACAUUUUGAAAAUGAAAUAAUUUUUUGGAAAUAAUUUUUAAAUGUUGAACAUAGAAUGAAAAAAAACAUUUUGAUUCAGCAAAAAAUAGGGCAACAUUCAUUUCUAAAUUAUCAAAUGUAAUUUUGAAUUAUUCUUUUUUUGAACCUUAAUUUUCUACUUUUGAAAAAUAUGAAAAAUGUAUUAGAUAUCUCCCAUAAUUUUCUAAUAGUUUUUCAAGCUAAAAACUGAGGUUUUCUGAAAAUCUCGAGUUUAUUUACUGAAGUUUGAACAUCAAAAUCCCCAUUUUCCAUCCAAUUUUAUUAUAGUUUUUAAUUACUUCUAGAAAACUCUAAAAAAACAUCCAAAGUGUACACGACUUAUCACAGAAUUAUCAUUUAAAAUUUCAAAAAAAAAACAAACUGAUAACAGCACAUGGAAAAAGGUCAUGAAAAAGAAAAACAAAUAAAAUGUAGGUCUUCAAUAUGUUUGGUGCAGCAAAACCUCAUUUGAUUGGAUGUGAUGAUUUGAUUUACAAUGGAACUUUGUCAUCAGAAAGAUGUGCUGAAUAUAAUCAACAUUUUGAUUGUCAAAUUCCAAAUUAUGAAUAUGAAUUUAAAUCAGUUGCAGUGGAAUUUGAGGAAUUGUGUUCUAGACACGAACCAUCUUCAAUGGAUUAUAUUUCAAAUUUAUUUGGAGUUAAUAAUCGAGCAAGAUUCUCAACAACAUCGCAAAUGAUUGGAAUUAUGUUUGGAUCAGCGAUAGCUGGACAGUUGAGUGAUUUAUAUGGGAGAAAACGAGUCACUUUAUUAUUUCUUUGUAUGAUGUUAUUUUUCUCAACAACUUCUUCGAUCUCUCCAACAAUCGAUGUUUAUGUCAUUUUUCGAUUUUUCAUUGGAAUUUGUUGCGGUGGUUUAACAACGUAAGUUUUUCUUCAAUUUUUGAUCAAUUAAAAAAAAGUUUUCUUCAGAGUUGGCCAAAUUUUAGUUGUUGAAAAUCUUCCAUCUGCACAUCGUUUAUGGAUGAGUACUGUAGUUACAUGGGCACCAAAUUAUAUACUUUUUGCUUUAUUCGCUUAUAUAACUGGAGAAUGGAGAUGUUUAGCAAGAAUGUGUAAUGCAAUGACACUUGUUGCUAUUCUUAUUUUGAUAUUUUUAUUACCGGAAAGUCCAAAAUAUUUGGUUCAAUCGAGAAAACGAGUUGAAGCUAUAACUGCGAUCAAAUAUAUCAAUAAAUUCAAGAAGAAUGAAUCAAAAAUGACGGAUGUUGAAAUUGAAAAAUUGGUUGUUGAUUCAAUUGAUAAAGCUGAAAAAUCGAGAGCAAAAGCAAAGAAAUAUAGUUUCAUCCAUCUCUAUUCUCAUCCAAAAAUUGCUCUGAAAACAUUAGUUGCAUCACUUUCUAUGUAGGUUUCGGUAAAUCUUCCAAAUAUCAAUUCAUAAAAAAUUAUUCCAGGUUUUCAGUAAGUUAUGUAACAUACGGUUUAUUAUUUAAUUAUGAUGUUUUAACUGGGUCAAUUUAUAUGAAUGCAGCUGUUUCUGGUCUCCUUCGUUAUUUUGUUGGAGCUGUUGUUGCAGUUUUAGAUCAUUUUGGUGGAGCGCAUAUUGGAAGAAAGAGAAUGCAUUUUAGCACUGUUUCAUUUAUUAUGCUUUGUAUGUUUGGAAUUUUCUUUAUUUAUUAUAAUGGUUAGUUUGAUAGCAGGAUUUUGCUGGAGCGGGGUGAAAAGCUGAAAAAUUCAAAUUCCGUUUGGAAUAAAAAAUUUUCAUUUUUUUUUCGAGAAAGCCGGUUUUGGUUUAAAAAAGCACCUUUGUUGACCAAAUCAAAAGCUUCCCGAGACGAUCCAAAAAUUCCUAAUAAAAAUAUACCCUAUUUAUCUACAGAAAUGGUAGCCGAAUAUCGAUCGUGGAUUCGAGCUCUAACACUUCUUGCAUUCGGAACAACAGGCUGUUUAUUUUUGCAACUUUUAUUGAUAACUGCUGAAAUGUUUCCAACUGGAAUUCGAAAUAUCGCAUCAGCUCAUAUCAAUGUUUGUGGAAGAGUUGGAAAUGUUUUUGGACCAAUGGUUUUCAGCUAUGUGAGUUUUAUGAUUAUUUUUUUUUGAAAAAUUAAAAAUUAACAGAAGGUUAAUUUCUUUUUUUCAGAACUUGGGAUUUGCUGGCUCCGCAUACUUCAUUCUUGGCUUAUUUUGCCUUUUCGAUGUCAUAACUUUCCAUAUUUUCAUUCCUGAAACAAAAAAUCAACCUUUGCCACAAGAAAUGCCAUCAAGAAAAAAGAAACCAAAUGCAUUAUUAAAAAUCGAAGAACAAGAUGGAAAUUGA
Messenger RNA from Caenorhabditis angaria, 2411 nucleotides. The record is from the annotation of a GenBank genome assembly. Lineage: Eukaryota; Metazoa; Nematoda; Chromadorea; Rhabditida; Rhabditidae.